Messenger RNA from Cyphellophora europaea CBS 101466, 1824 nucleotides. RefSeq lists its product as uncharacterized. Gene Ontology annotation, molecular function: transmembrane transporter activity. Lineage: Eukaryota; Fungi; Ascomycota; Eurotiomycetes; Chaetothyriales; Cyphellophoraceae. The record is from RefSeq and is a predicted model, not a curated record. The transcript has 5 exons. Gene Ontology annotation, biological process: transmembrane transport. Bases 1 to 1824 code for a protein of 607 amino acids.
AUGUCGUCCACAGUUGGAGAGCGCGGUCGUCCAGAUUCUGAGGUGAUACAAGUGCAGGGUGUCCCAAAGGCCACCGGCAAAGACACUUCAGAGAAACAUGUGGAUCAUGUGGAUCACGUCCCCGAGGUCGCUGGCAACCUCGUGUACGACGAGAAUGACGAAGAACCACAGUUGCACUUCCGGACUUACUUUGCCUUGCUGGCCAUGUUCCUAUUGAAUUUGGUCCAGACGUUCGCCCUUCAAGGUCCUCCUGCAGUGCUAUCUUUUAUCGGAAAAGAUCUUGGGAAUACGACAGCAGAGACAUGGAUUCCCAAUGCUCUUGCACUUGUUCAAGCAGUCAUUGCUCCCGUCAUCUGCUCCGCAUCGGACACAUUCCAGGCUCGAAAGCUACUGCUCGUCGGCCUUCCUGUGAUUUCUUGCAUUGGCGCAGCCAUUGCCCCCGGCGCUGGCAACGUAUACCGGCUGAUCGGUGCUCAAAUCAUGAUCGGAUUUGGGUUUUCUACCACUCCACUGGCAUAUUGUGUUCCGAGCGAGAUACUACCCCGGAGAUGGCGGCCUAUGGCCCAAGCUGGAGUGAACGUCGCCGCUGCCUUGGGUGCUGCGAUCGCACCACUGAUCAUCGGCGCUUUGACGAGAAGGAAUGCACAUACUGGUUGGCGUUACUUUUAUUGGAUUCAAAUGGCGCUAUGGGGCUCAGCUGCAAUUCUUACUUUCCUCGGGUACCAGCCACCCCGAAGGCAUACUCGUUAUGACCACCUUUCCUUGCCACAGAAAGUUGGCCGGCUCGAUCUCCCUGGUAUCGGACUCCUCACAGCUGGCUUGACAUUGCUACUCACAGGUAUCAACCUUGGAGGAGGACUAUACACAUGGACCGACGCCCAAGUCUUGGGAACAAUGACUACUGGCAUCGUUGUCCUUAUCGCCUUCGGUGUAUAUGAAUGGAAGCUCACCAAGACUGGAAUUCUCAAUCACGAAUUAUUUCGAGGCGGCAAAGAUAGAGGCAGGACAUUUGCGCUAUGCCUGUUCCUCGUGUUCAUCGAAGGUCUUCUGCUAUUUGCAUAUGCGAUAUUUUAUCCAGUCUUGACUACUUCCCUCUUUGAAGCGGACCCCUUUUUGUCUACUGCGAGAGGACAGCCAUUCUGGAUUGUAGGCGGAUUAAGCACAAUCAUUUAUGGCUAUGCGAGCACCAAGAUGAGAACUAUCAGAUCUCCUCUGUUUGUUGGAUUCCUUCUUCUGACAGCUGGAAUUGUUGGAUUCGCGACAAUCCAGCCGGGCGACUCAAUCAGCGCUAUGGCUUUUGCUGGCCUGUCCGGCUUGGGUUUCGGAAGUCCGCUUAUCCUUGUUAUCGCCGGUGUCCAUCUCUCGACGCCUCACGAGUUUAUCGCGACAGCAACUGCGAUUACUACAAGUUCCCGGGCAGUGGCAACUACUGUGUUCACCGCAAUCUACGCAGCGGCCUUCACUACGCGCCUGGAAGAGCGCCUUCCAAAUUACGUCGGCGCUGCAGCCCUCCAAGCUGGGCUACCUCAGUCUUCACUUCGAGAGUUCGUCCAGGCUCUCGCAGCUAAUCAAGAUUCUCUCCUGCAGAAUAUUCCAGGAGUCAAUCCAGCAAUCAUCCAGGCAGGUGUCGUUGCGCUGAGGCAAGCUUUUGCCGAUUCCAUCAGGGUUGUCUUCAUGAUUGCAGCACCUUUUGGUGUACUGGCAUGUAUCACAUGUUUCUUCAUCGCUGAUUUAAAGUCAACUAUGGACUAUCAUGUGGAUGCUCCAGUGGAGGCACUCCAUGCCAAGCAUCGUCAUCAUGCGGGGGAAAAACAAGAAGCAUGA